Messenger RNA from Cherax quadricarinatus, 1001 nucleotides. It is a transcript of the gene ND-24, whose product is annotated as NADH dehydrogenase ubiquinone. NCBI's taxonomy places the organism in Eukaryota, Metazoa, Arthropoda, Malacostraca, Decapoda, Parastacidae. Gene Ontology annotation, molecular function: NADH dehydrogenase activity. Gene Ontology annotation, biological process: mitochondrial electron transport, NADH to ubiquinone. The record is from RefSeq and is a predicted model, not a curated record.
AACGGGCCACACAAGCAAAAAGAAUUAGCAUGGUAGUCCCUGGAUAGAUAGAUGGUAUUGUGUUGCCUGAUAGACAGUGGCAGCAGAUCAGCUGUUGGGGAAACUUGAGGAUUUUGUGAAAAUGUUGUCUUCCCUGGCCAAGACCCUCGCCUCGGUGAGAGGUGUGCGCCACAUCCACCGGAGUGCUGCUGCUUCUAGUGACGCCCUCUUUUCUCAUGUAGAUACGCCCGAGAACAAUGUUGACACUCCAUUUGAGUUUACUCCAGAAAAUUUAAAGCGGGCAAAGGCAAUUAUGUCAAUCUAUCCAGAUGGUCACAAAAAAGCGGCUGUUAUUCCUUUAUUGGAUCUGGCACAACGUCAGGUUGGCAAUUGGCUCCCAAUAUCGGCUAUGCAUGCAGUGGCAAGCUUGUUGCAGAUGCCAAGAAUGAGAGUUUAUGAAGUUGCAACUUUCUACACUAUGUUUGUGAGGGACCCGGUUGGUAAAUACCAUGUCCAGGUAUGUACCAACACCCCAUGCUGGUUACGGGGAUCGGAUGACAUUAUGGCAGCAGUCCAGGAAAAACUUGGUAUUAAAACAGGAGAGACGACAAAAGAUGGCCUAUUCACACUUUCCGAGAUGGAGUGCCUUGGUGCCUGUGUUAAUGCACCCAUGAUUCAGAUCAAUGAUGACUAUUAUGAAGAUCUUCAGGUAUCAGAUACACAAGAAAUUUUAGAUACUUUGGCUGCUGGGAAGAAGCCUAAAGCUGGCCCCCGAAAUGGUCGCUUUGCUGCUGAACCCCUUGGAGGCCUUACCUCUCUCACUGGUCCCCCUCCAGGACCAGGUUUUAAGGUUCGUGAUGAUUUAUGAAGUACACUAUACAUACUAUGUAUAACGGGACUGUGGAAGUCGGCAUUGGCGAUUAUAUCUGCACUGGUUUGUAAAUGUAUGGUGAUUUUUGCAGUUAAAUAAUAAAGUUAGAUUUCUGUAAAUACUGUAGUAAAAUAAAAUUGUAAUCAAUUGA